Protopterus annectens (West African lungfish) is the source of this 1482-nucleotide messenger RNA. RefSeq names its product basic leucine zipper nuclear factor 1 (gene BLZF1). Gene Ontology annotation, biological process: Golgi to plasma membrane protein transport; Golgi organization. The record is from RefSeq and is a predicted model, not a curated record. Bases 185 to 1387 code for a protein of 400 amino acids. The transcript has 7 exons. Gene Ontology annotation, cellular component: Golgi membrane. NCBI's taxonomy places the organism in Eukaryota, Metazoa, Chordata, Ceratodontiformes, Protopteridae.
CAGAAAACAGGAAAUUAAGUAAUAUUGCAGGAAAUAUGUCGACGUCAUGAAAUUACCUUUCUUUUCUAUUUUUUUUCUCUUGGGCGGAAUGGAUUUAAACUAUUUAAAGUGACACUUUUUGCAGGGUACUAAUAGAUCAACACCUUUUUCUUGCAUCACUGGCUUUAUUACACUUCUGGUGGCAAUGGCAUCUGUUGUAAAGAGUCAAGGAAAUGUUGUACAAGUUGUAUCCAUCAGAGGUUCUGGAGAUGGAAUGGAAACUGAAGAUUCUUCCGAAACUUCAGAAGUUUUACCUGAGACUAUUGUAGACAAAGUCCAUGUCCGUCACUGCCCACAGGCUAAAUCUAUAGCCGUCUGCAACCAAAGUCCUGGAGUUCUACAGCUGGGGAAGAUUCAGGCAGAUAAAAGUAUAGAAGUUGAAGCUGUUCGCAUUUUGGUUCCCAAAGCUGCCAUAAGCCAUGUCACUCUUCGAAAAAAUGGCAAAUUCACUGAUCCAUCAGGAUGCCAUAAGUCUGAGCUACUGACGCAGACUGAUGAUGUAACCGAUUCCAAAAAGGAGGCACUAGAGCUAGAAAAACUAAAAAAUUCUGAAAGGAGAUUGCUUCAAGAUAAGGAAGGCCUAUCUAACCAGCUAAAGGUGCAAACAGAGGUCAAUCGAGAACUGAAGAAAUUACUUGUUGCAUCUGUUGGAGAUGACUUAGAAUAUCACUUUGAGCGUAUGGCACGAGAGAAAAACCAGCUAAUACUAGAGAAUGAAACACUGACAAAAAACUUGGUCCAUACUUCAGAACAGUUAGAAAGGAUGACAAUACAGUGUGAUGUGUGGCGUAGCAAGUUUCUUGCAAGCAGAGUGAUGGCAGAGGAGCUAGGAAAUGUGAGGACAGCAAUGCAAAGGCAAAUCAGAGAAGCCCAUAGUGCCAUUCAGGAUCUUCUAAGUGAACGAGAGCAGUUUCGUCAAGAAAUGAUUGAAACGCACAGGUUGCUGGAGCAGUUGAUUGUUUCUUUACAGUGGGGAAGACCACAGACUUAUUAUCCUUGUGGACAACCUCAGAAUACUGCUGAGCUGAUCUUGGCAAAUCAGAAACUGGCUAAGUCGGUUCAUUCUCAUCUUCUUGGCAGUGUAAAUUCCUUCCCUUCUAAAAAAGCAUCUGCACCAGUAGAGCCUUGCAGCACACCUGCAGAGAAGAUGGCUGAAAUGGUUUUAAGGAAACUAGAUCCAGUUACUUGUAAGCAACAGUUCUCAGAAGAAAAAUCAUUUUCUGCAUCUUCAGUACCUCCUUUCCUUUCCCCCAGAAAGAGUAUUGGAAGAUUUCAUCCAUAUACCAAUUAUGAGAAUAUUACAUUUAACUGCUGCACUCGAUGCUCUGGUGAACUGAUUGUUCUGUAAUAUGCAUUGCAAGUUAUUCUUAACAUGUUUACAAUAUUUUUUUAAUCUUUAAAAUAUUGCUGCAUAAAAUUAAAAAAAUAAACGGGUAGACUGUA